Molecule: messenger RNA, 1479 nt
Organism: Aspergillus ochraceoroseus IBT 24754
Lineage: Eukaryota; Fungi; Ascomycota; Eurotiomycetes; Eurotiales; Aspergillaceae
Product: extracellular proline-rich protein
Exons: 1
Coding region: 52-1323 (423 amino acids)
Source: RefSeq, a predicted model, not a curated record
AAUCUUUUUAAUUAUUAUUCUUUCUUUCUUGUCCACCACCUCACCAUAAAAAUGAAGUCCUACGGCGUUGCUUCGCUCGGUCUGCUGGGCUGUGCCCUUGCUCUCCCCGCGCCCCGCGGCCACCCUCACGGUGCCCACCUCGGCAACGAGCAGGGAGGAUUUGCUUUCCCAACUCCAAGUCAGGGCCUGCCAUACCCUAUCCCAACGGGUUCGGGCAUUGCCUUCCCUGGUCCUUCGGGGGUCCCUUCUGGCUUCCCUGAGCCCAGCGGUGGUUUCGCGCUCCCAUCGGGAUUCCCAGUCCCAGGCGGCGAUGCCCCAUCUCCUACCGCUCGGCACGGAAAGCAGCGAAGGCGUGAUCUCAGCGACCUCUUCCCCUCUGGUUUCCCUGACCUCGGAGAUCUCUUUCCCUCCGGCCUGCCUGGAUUGGGUGACCUCUUCUCUGGCUCUGGAUCUAGCUCGGGCUCGGGCUCGGGCUCGGGCUCAGGCUCAGGCUCAGGCUCAGGCUUGGGUGGCCUCUUCUCUGGCUCUGGCUCAGGCUCUGGCUCCCCUGAGCCUAGUGGCGGCCCAUCUCCUACUCGCAACGAGAAGCAGCAGCGCGAUCUAAGCGACCUCUUCCCAUCUGGUUUCCCUGACCUGGGUGACCUCUUCUCUGGUUCUGGUUCUGGUUCUGGCUCUGGCUCUAGCUCAGGCUCUGGUUUGGGUGACCUCUUCUCAGGCUCAGGCUCUGGCUCCCCUGAGCCUAGUGGCAGCCCAUCUCCUACUCGCAACGAGAAGCAGCAGCGCGAUCUAAGCGACCUCUUCCCAUCUGGUUUCCCUGACCUGGGUGACCUCUUCUCUGGCUCUGGUUCUGGUUCUGGUUCUGGUUCUGGUUCUGGCUCUGGCUCUAGCUCAGGCUCUGGUUUGGGUGACCUCUUCUCAGGCUCUGGCUCUGGCUCCCCUGAGCCUAGUGGCGGUCCAUCUCCUACUCGCAACGAGAAGCAGCAGCGCGAUCUAAGCGACCUCUUCCCAUCUGGUUUCCCUGACCUGGGUGACCUCUUUGGCUCUGGUUCUGGUUCUGGUUCUGGCUCUGGCUCUGGCUCAGGUUCUGGCUUGGGUGGCCUCUUCUCAGGCUCAGGCUCAGGCUCCCCUGAACCUAGUGGCAGCCCAUCUGCUACUCGCAACGAGAACGAGAAGCAGCAGCGCGAUCUCAGCGACCUCUUCCCCUCUGGCCUGCCUGACUUGGGUGACCUCUUCUCUGGUUCUGGUUCUGGUUCCCCCACCACUGAGGGCUCUGGAAGUGGUGCAAUCCCUACGCCUACUGGUAUCUUUCCCUUCCAGGGGUAAGGUAAGGUACUCGACGAGGAUGAAGACGCGGAAGAAAAAAGGUACGAUAAUACGCGUGGGAUAGGAUACUGCGGGUCAGACCUAGGUAGUUUGCAGAAGUUGGCUAUUAAGCCAGACCAUUCAUUAGCUUUUAGGUACUUUUAAAGACCAAUCCUG